UACAAAAAGAUCAAAAUCCUUGGUAAAGGGAAUUUUGGCGAAGUGUUUUUAGCAGAAGAAAUAAACACACGCAAAAAAGUGGCCAUCAAAGUAGUCGAUACCCGCAAAUUCAAAAACGAGGAUCAGAAAAGACAUGCGGAAAAUGAAAAAGAAAUUUGUAAACUGUUCUCUAGAAAAGAUUUCAGACAUCAACAUAUUGUGAAUGUAAGAGACGUGAGUGUGGAAAAUCAUUGCAAUUAUUUUGUACUCGAAUACAUUGAUGGAGGAGAAUUAUACGAGCGAAUCAAGCGAGAAGGUAAAAUUCGAGAAUCUCAAGCUAAAAUCUGGUUCAGACAAUUGAUCGAAGCAGUUGCUUAUAUUCACAAGAAUGGCAUUGUACACCGAGAUUUGAAGCCUGAGAAUGUUUUGUUAGACAAAGCGGGGACUAUCCGUCUAUGUGAUUUUGGUUUUGGGAAAAUCUUUAAUGCAACUCAGUUGCUGGAUACUUACUGCGGUAGUCCAUUUUAUGCAGCACCCGAGAUGGUCACAGCCACACCUUAUCGUGGUCCUCCUGUGGAUAUGUGGAGUUGUGGCGUGAUCUUGUAUGCUAUGUUGACAGGACAAUUACCUUUUCAUUGUGAUACCAUGCCUGAAUUAUUCAAGAAGAUCAGUAUGGCUGAAUACAAUGAACCCAGCACAAUAUCUAAUGAAGCACUUGACCUAAUUCGGUCAUUGCUUUGUCGAAACCCAAAGCGGAGAAUGACGGCCGAGGGUGUACUGAAACAUGCAUGGCUA
This is a messenger RNA of Gilbertella persicaria, 774 nucleotides long. Its product is annotated as kinase-like domain-containing protein. NCBI's taxonomy places the organism in Eukaryota, Fungi, Mucoromycota, Mucoromycetes, Mucorales, Choanephoraceae. The record is from RefSeq and is a predicted model, not a curated record. The transcript is spliced from 4 exons. The annotation marks the transcript as partial. Gene Ontology annotation, molecular function: protein serine/threonine kinase activity; ATP binding. Gene Ontology annotation, cellular component: cytoplasm. Gene Ontology annotation, biological process: intracellular signal transduction; protein phosphorylation.